GUGCUUUCACAUCUGAAGAAUCCGGUAAAGGGCGGUAACGUCACCUGUAGGGCACCAGCUCUUCCGCGGCCGUUGACUGCGUUAUUCCUUCUCCCCCUGACCACCUUCCCCUCUUAUUAAGAACGGCCGCUGGGAACUUGAAGGCGGAGGAACCAGAGGAGUCUUGGAGCGCACUGCUCAUCCCCCGCGAGGACCCGCUUCUCGGAUUCCCUUCCUCAGGUGCUUGAGUUCGAGUCUGCUUCAGGAAUCACUAACUCUUCCAAGUCCAAGGAAUGGCUUUUGCCUCAUCAGUUACUAGGGUGGAUUUUGUAAACAUUCAGCAACAUGGGGCACUGUUGCACGCUAAUCGUCAUCGAUUUCCAAAUUUCAGCAGUUUAAAUUUGAGAAAGUUAGAGAGAAAAAUUAGAGCUGGAUCUCAGAUAACAAAUGCUAGACGAGUGGUCGAGCCAGAGGUUGAUAUUAAUGAUCCAGAAUGGAAGAAACACUUCCAGGAGGAUUUUGAUAAACGGUUCAACUUACCACAUUUGAAGAAUAUUCUUGACAUUAAGCCAAGGCUAACAACAUUCUCACUCAAAAGCAGAAGACCUAUAGAUGAAGAUAAUGGUGCAAAAAAUGAGGAUUGGAAUGGCUAUGUAGAUGAUGAUGACAGAGCACUUCUCAAGGUUAUAAAAUUUGCUUCCCCGACUUCUGCUGGAGCCGAAUACAUUGACCCUGAUUGCAGCUGGGUGGAACAAUGGGUACACCGUGCUGGACCACGUAAGCAAAUAUACUUUGAACCAAGGGAGGUCAAAGCUGCAAUUGUUACUUGUGGUGGGCUUUGUCCUGGACUUAAUGAUGUAAUUAGGCAGAUAGUGCUCACGCUUGAAAUAUAUGGGGUAAAAAAUAUUGUUGGAAUUCCAUAUGGUUAUCAUGGAUUUACUGAUCCCCUCUUAUCAGAAGUGCCGCUUUCUUGUCAAGCGGUGCAGAAUAUUAACCUUGCUGGUGGGAGUUUCCUAGGAGUGUCUCGAGGAUCACCAACUACCAGUGAUAUAGUUGAUAGCAUUCAGGCCAAGGGAAUUGAUAUGCUUUUUGUAUUGGGUGGAGAUGGGACACAUGCAGGGGCACUCGCUAUACAUAAUGAGUGCUGCAAGAGAAAACUGAAAGUAUCAGUUGUCGGGGUGCCAAAGACAAUUGACAAUGAUGUAUUACUUAUGGACAAAACAUUUGGUUUCGAUACUGCUGUAGAAGAGGCUCAGAGGGCCAUCAAUUCUGCCUAUAUUGAGGCUCGGAGUGCUUACCAUGGAAUUGGAGUGGUCAAAUUGAUGGGAAGGAGCAGUGGUUUUAUAGCAAUGCAUGCAUCAUUGUCCAGUGGUCAAAUUGACAUAUGUCUCAUCCCAGAGGUGCCAUUCAAGCUGGAGGGACCUAAUGGAGUCUUAAAACAUCUAGAGUAUCUCAUAAAAACAAAAGGAAAUGCAGUCAUUUGUGUUGCUGAAGGGGCAGGACAAGAAUACCUAACAAAAUCAAAUGCAAAAGAUGCAUCAGGAAAUGUUGUUCUCAGUGAUAUCGGAGUUCACAUUCAACAUCAGAUAAAGAGAUAUUUUAAGGGAGCAGGCAUUCCGUCAGAUGUGAAGUACAUCGAUCCAACCUACAUGAUCCGUGCUUGCCGUGCCAAUGCAUCUGAUGCGAUCCUCUGCACUGUACUGGGCCAAAAUGCCGUACACGGUGCGUUCGCCGGGUUCAGCGGCAUCACGACCGGCAUAUGCAACACGCACUUCGUGUAUUUCCCGAUCACGGAGGUGAUUGCGUCGACCAGGCGGGUGGACUCCAACAGCAGGAUGUGGCACCGAUGCCUCACGUCCACCGGCCAACCUGACUUCGAUUGAACAUAAUUUCCAAUUUAUUUAUUUUUAAAAUCAAAUCAAAUCAAAUAUAGGGUACAAAUUCUUGUUUCAAGUGGCGCAAAAGAGCCUUCUAGUCAUUUCAUUUCAUUUGAUUUUUCCCACGAAUAAUUUAGCGCGAUGGAUGAGUGGGAAGUGUAAGUUUGUUCCAAGUUCGAUCAACCAAUAAACUCAUUUUGUUUGCAGAAUCUCUAAAUAAAUUAUGGAAAAUGGAAUUCUUCCAUCUA
Molecule: messenger RNA, 2104 nt
Organism: Zingiber officinale
Lineage: Eukaryota; Viridiplantae; Streptophyta; Magnoliopsida; Zingiberales; Zingiberaceae
Product: ATP-dependent 6-phosphofructokinase 5, chloroplastic-like
Exons: 14
Coding region: 273-1862 (529 amino acids)
Biological process (GO): glycolytic process; fructose 6-phosphate metabolic process
Cellular component (GO): cytoplasm
Molecular function (GO): ATP binding; 6-phosphofructokinase activity
Source: RefSeq, a predicted model, not a curated record